UUUAUAUAUAAAAUAUAUAUUUAAAAGAGAACGUUAGUUUAAUGAGUAAUGCCAAAUGACAAUUUAGAAGUGGACCAUAAUAUCGAUAACAGAUCGUUAAUAAUCUAUAUACUACAAGUAUAUAUACUACAACUAUAUAUAAAAUGCCAAAUAUAUAAAUUUAAUAUUUCAUUAGGUGUGUGUGUGUGUAGUAAGAACGCUCGCGUAUGACAGUGGCUGGCAUCGAACUUACGAACGUCCCAAAAUGAAUAAUCUAAUAUACUUAUAAACAUACAAAAUUAGCGCACAUCCUUUGACUAGAUGCUUGACAAAGUUUCUAUCCCUAAUUGUUACAAAGAAAGUAUGCUUAAAAUUUAAUUUGAGACACUUGGCCAAAGAUAUGCUGGAUGUAGUGCUGAACUUCCUGAUUAAGUAUGUAAUAUGGCUAAAUUAUCAAUUCAUGCGAACAUACAAACAUAUGUACAUACAUACAGCACUCACAAACAUCCAUGCAUAUGUAUGUUCAUAAUUGUAGGGAUGACAUCUCGGUGGAGCAUCUUAGCAACAUCGCAAGCGCGGCAACACCCUAUUUUGCUCACCCUGCCAAAAGGGAGCCGUGUAAAUAUGAGUAUAUUUUUUUCAUAUCCCAGACCAUGAUGGACAAAUUUAUUGUGUUAUGCUUCCUUCGGUAGCAAUCUUUUGUGAAACGUUUUCUCUGUUGUUGUUGUAGCUUCCUUGUUUUCGUUGUAUUCGUUUGUAAUUUUGUGCCAACAGCGACGAGGUGGUUGGCCCUGCUAACACCAAUACUAACAAUCGACCAGGGCUUUAUCGCAUGGGUUCGCAUGAUGUAGAUGCCGAAGUGAUGCGAAGUUUUGUGUGUGGAAAAUCCUGCAAUGCCAUAAGGCAAAGGCUAAAGUCAGAGCAUUUUACGAAAGUAGUAUCAGUUGUUUGACAUUGUUCCUGGCAAAAGGUUGUCCUGACGGCUGACAUUGCGUAUACUCCAGUUGGACACCAAAUACUCACACAAACAAAUUGCUCACAACCAGUUUUGGUAUACCCACAAAAUCAGAAAAUAUUUUUAUAGAAAAGUUACCUAAUCGUUUUGAAAGUGUAGAAAUAUUAAAGUUUGGUUCAAAGUGUUCAAAAACAGAUGGAGAAAGUGAUAUUGGUUAGAUGUGUUGAAUAAUUGGAAAAGUUAAUAUAUUUAAAAUAUAUACAAUGUGCAUGCUCUCAUAUAUGUAUAUUUUCUAAGUGAUCUUAUGUAAAAUUUGCGAAACGUAAGCAGUGAAUGUGAAAAGAUUUUGAAACCUCUUUCGUAGAAAUAUAAAUAUUUUAGUAAAAGUAUGGACUAUAUAUGUAUGAACAAGAAUAGAAUUUAAUUCGAGAUACAAAAGUUUAGUGGUCGAUCCUGCACGUACACCUUCAGUGAAUUUUAUAUCUGCAUACAUACAAAAAUAUAUUAAAAAAAUCUGAGAAAAAUUAAAAGUUCAAAGUUAUUUGGAAACUUAAUUAAAUAAUUAUUCACUUUAAUACAUAAAAAUUAUAUAAUCUCUAAACUAAAAUGGCACAAUUCGUAACACACAUACAACCGACGUUGCUGGAGGCCUCGCAGGGCCAUGUACCUCAUCACCAUGGCCAUCAGGUUGGUAUGCAACACACAUCACAUUUGCCUCAUAGCGGUCAUAACAUGCCAUCGCCGCCAACAUCGCACAAUCAUCACCCGCAUUCGCAUCAUCAGCAGCAUCAGCAACAUCAGCCGCAUCAGGAACAACAAUACCACAACCACCGCCAUAGCCCACCAUCGCAACUGUCGUCUCCGCCAAGUGGCGCACCCAUACACCAUUAUCACAUGGGCAAACAUGGGGCCAAGCAUGAGCACUUUGGACAUCACAGCUCUGGCGAUGGAAACACGUCAUUUUUACGCGCUGCCCGAGCUGGUAAUCUAGAACGAGUUUUGGAACAUUUAAAAAAUAAUAUUGACAUUAACACCAGCAACGCUAAUGGCUUGAAUGCACUGCAUUUGGCUUCAAAGGAUGGACAUACGCAUGUCGUUUCGGAGCUGUUGAAACGUGGCGCUAUUGUAGAUAGUGCAACAAAGAAGGGCAACACAGCAUUACAUAUUGCUUCGCUGGCUGGGCAGGAAGAGGUGGUGAAACUCUUGCUUGAACAUAAUGCUGCCGUGAAUGUACAGUCGCAGAACGGCUUUACGCCACUCUAUAUGGCUGCGCAGGAGAACCACGAUUCUGUAGUAAAGUUGCUACUGGCCAACGGUGCCAAUCAAAGCUUGGCUACUGAAGAUGGGUUCACGCCGCUGGCAGUAGCUAUGCAGCAAGGACACGACAAAGUCGUCGCCGUGCUCUUGGAGAGCGAUACACGCGGCAAGGUGCGCUUGCCUGCAUUGCAUAUUGCGGCGAAGAAAGACGAUGUGAAGGCCGCCACACUACUUUUAGAUAACGACCACAAUCCUGACGUCACUUCCAAAUCUGGCUUUACACCGUUGCACAUUGCUUCCCACUAUGGCAAUCAAGCCAUCGCUACCUUACUCAUUCAAAAGGGUGCCGACGUCAAUUUCGCCGCUAAACACAAUAUCAGUCCGUUGCAUGUUGCUGCAAAAUGGGGUAAAACCAACAUGGUUUCCUUGCUGUUGGAGAAAGGUGCUAACAUAGAAGCCAAAACACGCGAUGGUUUAACCCCGUUGCAUUGUGCGGCUCGUUCCGGUCACGAGCAAGUUGUCGACAUGCUAUUGGAACGUGGCGCCCCGAUUAGCGCUAAAACGAAGAACGGUCUCGCACCGCUGCAUAUGGCAGCGCAGGGUGAGCAUGUAGAUGCCGCUCGCAUUUUGCUCUACCAUCGUGCACCCGUUGAUGAAGUCACCGUGGACUAUUUGACGGCGCUACAUGUGGCAGCGCAUUGCGGGCAUGUGCGUGUCGCUAAGCUAUUGCUUGAUCGCAAUGCCGACGCCAAUGCACGUGCACUCAACGGUUUCACGCCGCUGCACAUUGCCUGCAAAAAGAAUCGUAUAAAGGUGGUGGAGUUACUGCUGCGCCACGGCGCUAGCAUUAGUGCCACAACAGAGAGCGGCUUGACGCCGCUGCACGUAGCGGCUUUUAUGGGCUGCAUGAAUAUUGUCAUCUACUUGCUGCAACAUGACGCUAGUCCAGAUGUGCCGACCGUGCGCGGGGAGACCCCACUCCAUUUGGCCGCACGAGCAAAUCAGACUGAUAUUAUACGCAUUUUGCUGCGCAAUGGUGCUCAAGUGGAUGCACGUGCACGUGAACAGCAAACACCGUUGCAUAUCGCCUCGCGACUCGGUAACGUAGAUAUUGUCAUGCUAUUGCUGCAGCAUGGCGCUCAAGUGGAUGCCACCACCAAAGAUAUGUACACUGCAUUGCAUAUUGCGGCCAAAGAGGGUCAGGAUGAGGUCGCUGCCGUUUUGAUCGAAAAUGGCGCAGCUUUGGAUGCUGCUACGAAGAAGGGCUUCACACCAUUGCAUUUGACAGCCAAAUAUGGUCACAUCAAGGUUGCUCAAUUGUUGUUGCAAAAGGAGGCCGAUGUGGACGCACAGGGGAAAAACGGAGUUACACCAUUACAUGUGGCCUGUCACUAUGAUAAUCAAAAGGUCGCUCUUUUGCUGCUGGAGAAAGGUGCCAGCCCUCAUGCUACAGCUAAAAAUGGGCAUACACCGUUACAUAUUGCAGCACGUAAAAAUCAAAUGGACAUUGCUACAACACUUUUGGAAUACGGCGCACAGGCUAAUGCCGAGAGCAAAGCCGGUUUCACACCAUUACAUUUGAGCUGUCAGGAGGGGCAUGCUGAGAUAUCGAAUUUGCUAAUCGAGCACAAGGCCGGUGUAAAUCAUCCUGCCAAGAAUGGCCUUACUCCAAUGCAUUUGUGUGCUCAAGAAGACAAUGUGAAUGUUGCCGAAAUUUUGCAACGCAAUGGCGCCAACAUCGUCAUGGCCACAAAAGCCGGCUAUACACCACUGCAUGUUGCCGCACAUUUCGGUCAGGCAAAUAUGGUGCGCUUUUUGUUGCAGCACGGCGCUAAUGUAGACGCGGCCACAUCUAUCGGUUAUACGCCAUUACAUCAAACUGCUCAGCAAGGACAUUGUCAUAUCGUUAAUCUGCUUUUGGAGCAUAAGGCGAAUGCCAACGCUCAGACGGUCAAUGGGCAGACCCCGUUACACAUUGCACGCAAACUGGGCUACAUAAGCGUUUUGGAUUCGUUGAAGUCGAUUACAAAUGAGCCGGAUGCGGCAGCACAAACUCAAACCGAUGAGAAGUAUCGUGUCGUUGCACCGGAGGCAAUGCAUGAGUCAUUUAUGUCCGAUUCGGAAGAAGAAGGCGGUGACACAAACGAUUGGGAUCCUUGUUAUGGCAUUAAGGGUGAUCAAAAUACGAAUGAAGACCACGUUUACCUUCCAUAUUACCAGGGCGAAGCAUUCUUUAUGUCUAGCGAAGAUAAUAUGUUAUCCGAUCAGCCUUACCGUUAUUUGACAGUUGAUGAAAUGAAAUCCUUAGGCGAUGACUCCUUGCCAAUCGAUGUUACACGUGAUGAACGCAUUGACUCCAAUCGCAUGAUGACCCACAGUGCUGAGUAUGCUGGUGGAGUCGGGGCCCCAUCGCAACCGCAGGCCAUCGCAGAAGAGCUUAUAAGUCCACACAAGGCUCAAGUACAUGGCAUUGGGAAAUCUUUUGUGGACGGUAUUUAUAUGAGUAAUGGUCUUAAUGAGGAACAAAAAUAUAUGGGCCGAAAGCUUUCCUGGAAAAGUUUCCUUGUAUCGUUUCUGGUGGAUGCUCGUGGAGGCGCCAUGCGUGGCUGUCGUCACAGUGGCGUACGCAUGAUUAUACCUUCGCGCUCCACUUGCCAGCCGACGCGUGUAACUUGUCGUUAUGUUAAACCUCAACGUACCAUGCAUCCACCGCAGCUAAUGGAGGGCGAAGCUUUAGCCAGUCGUGUGUUGGAGCUGGGUCCUGUGUCCACCAAAUUUAUUGGUCCUGUUAUCAUGGAAGUACCACAUUUUGCUUCGCUUCGCGGCAAAGAACGCGAAAUUAUCAUCUUGCGCUCAGAUAAUGGCGAAACCUGGCGAGAACACACCGUCGACAAUUCGGAAGAAAUCAUGCAUGAUGUGUUGCAACAAUGUUUUGAACCCGAAGAAAUAGCACAACUUGAGGAGCAAGGUGGCAAUCAUGUUUGCCGAUUUGUUACCUAUGACUUUCCACAAUACUUUGCUGUGGUCUCACGUAUACGCCAAGAGGUGCAUGCCAUCGGACCCGAAGGAGGAAUGGUAUCCAGCACAGUGGUGCCUCAAGUGCAGGCUGUUUUCCCGCAAGGUGCACUCACCAAAAAGAUCAAAGUGGGCUUGCAGGCACAACCAGUCGAUCCAGAUCUGACUGCUAAACUACUUGGCCGCGGUGUGGCCGUAUCGCCGAUUGUAACGGUUGAGCCACGACGCCGCAAAUUCCAUAAGGCCAUCACAUUGAGCAUGCCUGCACCCAAGGCACAUAGCCAGGGUAUGAUAAAUCAAUAUUCCGGCAAUACACCCACGCUACGACUACUCUGCUCCAUAACAGGUGUGUUUCGGAAAAGAUCUCUAAAAGGUGGACCGUCUCGCGCGCAAUGGGAAGACGUUACCGGUUCCACACCGCUGACCUUCGUGAAUGAUUGUGUUUCGUUUACGACUACUGUUUCUGCACGAUUUUGGUUAAUGGACUGCAGGAACAUUUCCGAGGCUACCAAAAUGGCAACCGAACUAUACAAGGAGGUAAUACAUGUGCCAUUCAUGGCCAAGUUUGUAGUCUUCGCAAAGAAAGUGGAACCCUACGAAGCACGUUUGCGUGUGUUCUGCAUGACCGAUGAUCGUGAGGAUAAAACUCUAGAAAAGCAAGAACUCUUUACAGAAGUUGCCAAGAGUCGUGACGUUGAGGUGCUGGAGGGGAAACCACAAUAUAUUGAAAUGGCGGGUAACUUAGUACCAGUCACUAAAUCUGGUGAUCAAUUGCAAUUACAAUUCAAAGCGUUUCGGGAGAAUCGUCUACCAUUCACUGUACGUGUGAAGGAUCAACACGCUGACAUUGUUGGACGUACAUUAUUCAUGAAGGAACCAAAAGUUGCCAAAGGCGAGCCACCGCAACAUCCCAUCUGUAUUUUGAAUAUCGUGUUACCGGAUAUUGUUAUACCGGACACAACUACCGAAUUCAGUGAUAAGAUCACUACCACCUAUCGAAGCUCCCUAUUUAGUUUAAGUAAACAUCAGAAUGAUCACUAUAUCGGCGAUAUACGUAUUGUGGAUUUGUCUAAUUUGCUAGGCAAGGAUUGGAUACAAUUAGCCUCUGAAAUCGGUAUAAGUACGGAGGAGAUUGAUGACAUAAUAAAUCAAAAUACUGAUAGUAUUGCGCGGCAGGCCCAAAGCAUGAUCCGUCUAUUCAAGGAUAAACCAAAUUAUGAUAUUCACGCCUUAGAAGAUGCGCUCAAAAAUAUUGGACGUGAGGAUAUUAUGAAGAAGUGUAAAAGUGGGCGACUUUCGCAUUCGCGUGACUUUGACGAAACUGAUAUUAUGAAGAAUUCCGAAUCGGUGGAGGAGCUUGUGCGACAAGAGAGUAAACGGAUUCAACAGAUUCACGAUCUCGAGGAAGUUAAAUAUUCGGCCGAAGAGAAGGAAGUGGAAGAGUCCGAAUCAGAAGAGGAAAUCACGAAGCGUACAGUUGCUGAACGACGUGAGAAAAUUGUGAAACGACUCUCAAUAGAACGACAAAUACCUGCUUCAUCACAGAAGAAAGAGAUCUCACGCGAAAUUUCCGAAAUAAAACGUAAGAGCCUUAUCGAGGAUAAAAAGGCUAUACAUGAAUCGGAAAUCAUGAUGCAAUUACCAACAGAUAACAUAGUUAAGUCAACCGUUGCUCCCGACCAAGUAAUGAAAAUGAAAAUGGGUAAAAUGGAUUCUGCUGAGAUAAGUAAAAGUGAUUUUGAUAAGGAAUUGACGCACAAAUUAAAGACAUCCGGACGGAGUUCUGAAGAGGAAGAUUCAAUAACAGAAUACAAGAACGUUGAGGACGAUGAAAAUUUGAAAGUAGUACAAGAUAUCAGCGGAGUCGAAAAGUCAAAGAAGCGCCAGGACUCGCCGAUAGAGUCAGGACAAGAUACAACUAAGCAACUAACCGCAGACUUCUUAAAUGCUGAAAAGCAGACUCAACUUCCAGUCGAUAUAACAUUUAGUGAGAAGUUUGUUGAAGAGGUAAAGGAAAAAGAAAUGAAAAGUACCGAAUUGGAUGAGAAAUCGAGUCAGAAGAUUGAAAAAAUUAUAUCUGUAUUUGAGGGUGGCAAAUCUGACGAGAAAGAUGGCACUGUUAGCAAAACGUCCACUAUAACGGAAACCAUUCAAUUUGUCACGGAAGAUAAAGUAAAGGGUACCUCCAUUGAGGACAAAAUUGCUGAUUUCGAAGCAAAAGGAGUUACUUAUGAUAUGAAAUCAGUGCUACCAAAAGAUGUAAAGAAACACGAAGAUACACACGAAGCACACCAAGAACCCGUUAAGUCAUUUGAAAAAAUAUUAACAGAAGAUUUUUUAGCGAUAGAACAAAAGUCUCACAUGUCACCAGUAAUUAAAUCUAUUCAAGAAAUUACUACUGCCGUUCAAUUAGCAAAAGAUAAUGCAAGUAUAAUAGAAACCGCCCUAGCAGCUCCAGUUGCCGAAAAGAGAACAUCACUUUCUGAGAAAGCGUCAGAGCCAAUAACACGUUCAUCUAUUGAAACACAAUCAUCAAAAUUCAUUAAACCAGAUGACAAAGAAGUGCAGGUCUUUCCUAAAACCACAGAAAUUAUAAAAGAGUUCGAGAAACAUAUUGAAAAAGGUAACGAAAUUGAUACCACUGAGUUCUCAUAUAUGGAACAGAGACCACAAAAGGAAAUAUCGAAAAAAGCAACUGAAUUUGUAACUACCACGGCAGAAGUGAUUGAAACAACGGCUGCUUCUUUGGAAAUUACAACUGACUUAGAAUUGCCAGUGAACGAAACAGAAAGAAAGAAAGCUCAAUUAAAAGAAGCCAAAAAUGAAUGGGAUGAAAUAACAAUAACGGGUAUUCAAAAAAUCUCAGGUGAUCUCACAAAACCAGAGAAUAUAGAAGAUAAAUUGGCAACUGAGCCGAAGACUACAAUUUUCAAAAGCAAGGAUAGCUCAUCUAAACCAGAAAGUGUAGCAAAGACUGAAUUAAUUAAGACCACGACAUAUUUGGAUAAAAGUGAAGGGAAAGUGAUUAAGGAAAGUAAAGUCGAUGAUUUGAUAGGACUCGCUAAACAAAGGAAAGGCGUGAAAGAAACUCAAAUAGAAAUCUUCAAGGAGUCUGCAGAGCUAAGCGAAAUAGAAGUAGAACCAAAAACGGUAAAAACCACAAAAAUAUUAAAUAUAUUUGAGACGGAAUCAGAUUCUUCCACAAGUCAAUCAGCAGUUGGUGAUAUUCCAGAUGACACAAAAAUCCCUUUAGAAGUAUUGAAAUCUGACAAUGCCCUUAUCAAAGAAAUAUCCACAAUUGAGACCAAGGAAUUAAGUAGUGAUUUUUCAGGUGACGAAAAAGAUCAAUUAGACAUGAGGCUUGACAGCACUAAACAUGAAAACACUACCAAAAAAUUUACCCAAGAUUUCUUGGUAAUGGAGCAGCAAAUGCAAUUGCCAUAUUCCAAUGAAUCCCCAGCCGACGAUGAAGAACUUAAGCUUUUAAAAUCGGCCACACACACAGUCGUGCCAUCUAUUUUAAGUUCAACUAUUGUUCCUGUUAUACCGACUGAUUUGAACGUUAAGCAAGAGGCAACAUCAUUGGUAGACGUACGCGCAACUGUACCAGAUACUGCAUCGAGGGAAGUACAGCCCAAUAUGGAUACACAUACAGUCGUAAUGAAAAGCGCCAUGAGUGACCUGAUCAAAUCAACCAGCGUUAUAAUGGCGACGGUACCGAAAGUUUCAACAGAGGAGGCUAUUAAAUCAUUGGACGAAAGUCUUACAGGUAUCAAAAGUGAUGAGAAGCCUGUUCUACUUCCGACUGCUUCGGAGGAAUUCACGCAAGGUAGCCAGCCAGAGACAACUUCAAUUGAUUUGGAACCAGAAAUUAUAAUUGAUGAGAAAACCACAACACUCAAGAUGAGUUCAGCAGUAACGGAUACGGUCAAAGAAGAGAGUAUAAAACUUGUAGAAUCCAUUAAAAAGCUAGAAGAAACCAUACAGAUAGUCGAUAAGCAUCAAGAAGACGGCAUCGAAUUGGCCGCUCCUGUAAAUGAGACUGACAAAGUAUCAGCAGUAGGUAUAAGAAAACUAACCGAAGAUUUCCUCACCAUAGAGCAAACAACACAGUUUUCAAUAAGCACCAAACCCGUGAGAGAAACAAUCGCAACUGACGGUUAUGAAAAAACUACAAUACCAACAAUGUAUGAAAAACCAGAAGUGACCGCAGAUUCAUUCAGCAGCUUGCAAUCGGCUGGUCUGAGCGAGGAAAUUACUAAAAUAGUAACGGAGGCAGCAACGAAAAUCGAUGCCAUUAAAAUGACGAAUGACUUCUUAGCCACAGAACAGAUCGCACAAUUACCAGCCGUUAAACAUUCAAGUGAUCAAAUUGCAGUUCAACUUGAAACACAAAUUUCGCCAAAGUCGGUUGAUGAGCUUGCAACACCUGCGCCUGUGGAACCACGCAAAUCUAUAACCCUGACCGACGCUGAAUUUUGUAAGUCAGUUGAAGAAACGAUCACAAAGAAGAUGAGUGCGGGACAAAUUGAAAUUUGUGACGAGCUCAAAACUAGCGCGAGCGACAUACCACAUUCUCAAACCCCACCGCCAACUCCGAUUGAUACUAGAACUGAUAGACAAGAAGAAGAAUCCUUAUCACAGGCUAAAUUCGCUGAAAAAGAUAAUUUGUCUGACACUGUGGUCACUUUGCACAAGACCACAGAAUCGACAUUCGAACGUGUUUCGGGAAUUUCAAAAAUCGAGACCAUAGAAGAAAAGCUCGUUUUAGAUGAGGAUUCGUUCCGAAAUAUUGGCGACGCCGUUAAAGAACGUAUCAUUUACUCAGCAGCCGAAGAUAAUGAUAUAGAAAAAUUAAUAGAUUUUAAUGCAGACGCUGAUGGAAGCAAAGAUAAUGAUAUUUAUAAAUAUAGUGCUGUGGAAGAUAAUGAUGAAAAAUACUCUGAUGACGAUGAUGAUGAUGAUGAAGAUAGAAGUAGAAAGGCUGGAGGUGAAAAGCACAUCGAUUUUGAUGGCAACAUACGCAAAGAGGCUGCAGUGCUGAUUGAUAACGUGCUUGAAGAGAGCAUUAACAUUAUUAGCACUCGACAGCAGCAGCAGCAUCAGCAACAAGAAGCCAAUGGCAAUGAUUCACUUAAGCAGGAAUAUAAUUCAGAAAGUGAAAAUUAUGCUAUAACUUGUGAUGAUAUUGGUGGCUUGGAUGUCAUUAAAUCGCCAACUAUUGAAUCAAUGUCUGGCAAAUCGUUCGACGACAAUAUGAGCUUUACUGAUGAGCAGUGGCUUGGCUCGCAGCACCAAACUCAAGUCAGUGCAAUGCCCGGCGUUGCAACCACAACAAUCACCACCACCAACAUAUCACAGCAGCAAAAUCGGUCACAUGAUCUUAUUAAUUCUAAAGUUGGCUUUAAGCCGAUAACAGCAACAGAAACUAUAACUACAUUAACAAAAACAAAUACUACGCAAGUUGGUACAACACUACAUGAAGCUGUAACAUUUAGUGGUAGUGGUGGCAUAAGUGAUGUUGAUGCUACUGAUGCUGUUGUUGAAGAAGCAGACUGGAAGACGAAAGGUACUAGCGAUCCCAAGCAUGUUACAGAAGAUUCGGGCGUUGCAAAGUCUCGGCGCAUUGAUCACAAAUUCGAAAAGCUCACAUCACAUUUCGCUGAUAUUGACGAGCAAGCAUCGGCGUUCGAUGCGAAUUUCGAUACGAUGGUGCAGGACGAUGAGAUAAGUAAUUUGCAAAGUGAUUUUUCGAAAAUGAGUUGGGACGAUAGUGUGUCGCCCACGACGAACACUUUGGGCGAAAUCGGUCAAAAUACUCCAGAUAACGAUAUUCAAGACAUUGCAACAGAGACAGGCUUUGAAUUCGCUAAAUCAUCCGAAACCACUCCAGUACCAACUAGUGCGCCGACAUCUGCAACAACUGGACAUGAUGCACCCACACCAAAGCCACGCGCCGCCAAAUCAAACUCACCCGUGAGAGAUAUUGGCGACGACUUUAUGCAAUAUCAAAAAAGCGAUGAUGCACACAGCAUUACCGACUCCUCUGAAAUCUUACCCGACCUGUCGAUAUCUGCUCCCGUGCCCAGGCCCCGUUUACAAAUGAAACCGACUGACUCUUUCAAGAAUUUAGCUGCUCUAGUAAACGAACAGUCAGAUAGUAUUAGCCUGCGUAGCUUGGACCUGACCGACGAUAUUUCGAAAACAGAUGAAGUGUCAACAGAAGUCUCAAUUAAAUCAUCACAUGCACGGGAUUACCCCACAACUACAACCAUUACAACGGCUUCCGAGGAUCGUACAGAAUCACUGGAACCAACUAGUGAGAUUUCAGUAGAUGACGCCGAAGCCGAUACGGAAAAGUCUGAGCUUUCUGAAGGCAGAUCAAAAACGAGUUUCUAUAUUGGAGAAUCCAGCCGUAAUGUCAUAAUUAAGACAACGCCAACAAAACCAGACACUGAUAUAGCGUCUUCCCCACAAACAGCAACUACAAAAGAUCAAGCCUUCGAGGAAACAAUCGAAGCGAAGGAUGUCGCAUUAAUGAAGGAGAUUUCUGUCGAUUCAGAUGAAAAUAAUGAUGUAUUUAAGGAAUUCGUAACAAUGAAGCGUGAAACAGAUGAAGGAGAAAGCAAAAUAGUACGUCAAGGUUCGGAAACAAGAAAUGACUUGCUAGAACAAGAACCAACAAAGGAAAAGCAAGAUGAUGCGAACAAUUCUUGUGCAACUUUUGUAAUUACAGCUGAUAUUUGCCAACCACCCGAUGAAAAAAGAGAAACCAUUUUAAGGCAACCAGUGGACGAUUAUGAACCUUUGAAGUUAGGUUCCGCAAAAUCCGACAAACUCGACUUGCAACUAGAAAAGAGUGAAUGGGAAACAACAGAGAAGGAAAUCCCAAUAGCUAAACCUAAAGUGGUACAUUCUCCACAGCAACUGAGUGAAUUGCCGGGAGCUUUGAUUGAUGAGCAAAUGGUUGCCAGAACCUUGGAGGAAGCGCAGGAAUCAUUGAAUGCGGCAAACAACGAGCUGAAGUUCAUAGUGAAGGAUGGUAAAUCAAUUAAAGAGUCGCCAUCCGAAUUUGAAUUUCGUUCGAUUUCAAAUACACUUAUUAGCUCAGAGAAAAAAGAAAAAAAUGUGACAGACGAAAUCGUUAUGCAAAAGGAAAUUAAGGAGCCUAAAUUCAUGGAGGAGGAAUAUAUUUCAUCAUUUAUAGGAAUACCAGAUAAUGUUAAGGAAACUCAGCCUCCAUCAACAUUUGAACCAACAAAACUGUAUGAGGUUACUUAUGAAGAAACAACAAAAGAAACACUGAAUAAAAAAGCAGUAUUUACACAUUAUGCUCAAGGUAACGUUGAUGAUGUUAAGGAUGAGUUAAAAGAUGAACACGGUUCGCUAGGCUUUAUAUCUACAGGCACUGCAGAUGACUACAGCUCUAUGGAAGCAUACGCAGCUAAAGAAGAACAUGCUUCCCUUGGUUUUGUUUCAACUGAAACUGUCGAAGAUUUUAGCUCAAUGGAAGAUUAUUAUCAGGAAAAAAUAGCUAAAGCUAGUUUUGUAACAGAAGAAGGAGAUCUGACUUGCAAAUCACCAGUAGAAGUUACCAAGCUCGGUGAUACAGGAGUAUUUUCGGAGAUAUGUACGGAACAAACAAUGAAACCAUUUGAGGAGGUUACGCAUCGCAUCAAGUCUGAAACUGGCUCUGUUGAUGUCACGAAUAGAUGGUCGGUACCUGAAAUUGACCAAUCGAGCUCCAGCGAGAGUUACUACAAAAGUUUUGAUAAAAACGACAGUCGGCCAUUAUCAUCCGAUGUCGAAAAUUUACUGACCCAAGGAAAUUCUUCAGAAUAUCAAACAGCAUUGGAUGUGUCAUCGGUAACGCGUGAGGCAACCGAAUACAUAAGCGCAGUUAGUACACUUGAGAGUAGCAGUGGCAAGACGAUAAGCUCGCACGAAAGCAUGAAGAGUUUCGAUUCGCAAUCCGAAACAUCCGGUAAUUUAGGAAGUAUCGAUGUUUCAGAACUAUCGGAAACAUUGGUAGCUUCCUCUACAGAACCUGAUGCUUUGGAAGCUGAGGAAUUGUCGCGUAUUCGUGACUUGCGCGACGAUGAUGAGGAUAGUGAUGAAAGUCUCGAUAUUCAAGAUUACAGUAAAACCGAACAACAAAUGCAAAAAUCACUGAUGAAACGUUCACAAGAAAUGAUAUUUAAACCAAAAAGCGAGGAGGCCAAACCCGAAGAAAAGCAUUUCGAAAGCGUUAUGGUUGAAGAAUUUCCUAAACCUAAGGAAGUAGAAAAAACUUGGGGUUUAGCUUAUCCUAUGGAUGAAGCUAAAAUAGACGAUGGAAUGGAUACAGAUCGGCCUGAAGAUACUUUUCUCUAUCACAGUGACAUGAGACGUUCCCUUGACGAUUCUAAACUAGCUUCUAGCUUAGAUGAGGGUAGCAUACUUUCGGUUAGCAUGUCAAGUACAUCAAAUAUAGAAACUGUUGUAGAGAACUUUGAAGAUAUGAUUGGGUCAGCUGGUUCUUCUUCGUUAACUGGCAUUGAGGCUUUUGGUUUUCCACACGAUGAACAAGUAUCUUCAGUUCACGAGCAUGAAGACACAUUUAUCAUGGAAAUCGACAGCAAGGAACAUUCUCCACAAGACUCUGCCGCUACAACACCACCUGGUGAAUCUCGUAAACGCGGUCACAAGCGCAGUGAAAGUACUUCAAUCACUGGUGAUGUUUUAAAAUCCAUUACGGAUAAGGAUCUACCGGUAGUGGGGGAAAAUAAGGAAUCUGAAAGCGAAUCGGAUACAGAUCCAUAUGAAUCUGAGUACACCAGACAGUUUCGCUCACCCAACGAACGAAAGAAUAAUAAAAAGAAGAAACAAGCAGCCGCUGAAAUGGAUCAUAGCUUUGACCUCGAAAAACGUCCAUUUACUCCCUCACAACUUGUGGCUGAGGUUAUAGUUGAGGAUAGCGCUACUGAGGAAAUGGAAGCCGAGGCUAUUGAAGAGGAACGUCGACCUUCGCAAAACAUGCAAGACUACUCAAAUAUACCAGAUAUAAUGGUAACCGAGGACUACCAAAAGUCGCCAAGUCUAGAAGAAAAUGCGGAGGGUUUUGAAGAGAAAUCAUUAUACAAAGUGAAAACACAAGAGGAAUUACACAAAGCUGCCGAUGAACCUCUACACCAGAAGAAACAUAUGGAUAAGAGCGAAGAUACAUUUCAAAAACUAGUACAAGAACAGUACAAGCAAAAGCUUGCUGAUCUUCAACGACCACAAGCUGGCGAUAUAGACUACGAUGACUAUGAUAAGGCACCAGAUUCACCAGACUCUUUUGAAAUGAUUGAGCAACCAGAUAUUUCUGACGAUUUUGUGAUAAUCGAAGAGGUGGCUAAAGAAGCCGAUGAGGCUGAUUUGGGUGGAAAGAGCAUUAAAAUCCAGCCAACGAAACAUGAAUCAAAACAUGAUGAAGAUGUUGAAAAAAUUAUCAUAAAAUCUGCUCCGGCCGAUCCCAAAUUAGGAUCGCAAAUUUUUCGAGAUGAUCUAAACUUCGAAUUCGAAGAAAGUCCGCCAACUGCGGGAAGCAGCAGCGAUCCACAGGAAGAAAGCGAUUCGGGAGACAUGGCUGCUUCGAACAAACGAUGGGUUGAAAUGCAGCUUACAGAUUCACAAUUGCGUUAUCCAUACGACAUUACCGGUGGCGUAUUAGAAGAUAUCAAGGAAGAGGAUGGUGAAUUCGAAGUGGGUAGUAGUCGUAUAAGCAGUUUUAAAGACUCCUUCUCCAGUACACCCGAGUAUGAUGCUAUGACAGCAAGACGAUAUUACGCACGUGGUGAACAUGACGAUUUGUCUAUGAACAGCUUGCAAGAAUUCGAAUCGCUAGAACAGGCAAUUUCCUUAGAGAAUCGCAAUAAAACGCAUCAAGGCUCAACGGACUCUAGCAACGGUAGUUUCACCCGCCGCUACAUGGUGCGUCAUAGUGGUAGUGGCGCCGCACAAGGCGAUGAUAUAUCAAUUUCAAGUCUUAAAGAAUUCGAAGGUCUGGAGAAUGCGUGUAUAGAAGCACAUUUGAUUGAGAUAAAAGCCAAGGAAGAAGCUGCUAUGCUUUCCCGGUCGGACGACUCUAACAAGUCAAACGAAAGUGAUAAGGAAAAUGGUGCAAGCAAUAUUGUUGUAAACAAAGUAACACGUACAGUAACUCGAACCGAGGUGCUGCCGGUACAGCAGCAAACUAUUGAAGCGCUGCUCAAACAGAAACUGGAAGAAUGUGAAGGCCGCGAGUCAAUGACAAAAAUUACAGAAAUGUCAACAGAGCCAUUGGAGGGGAAAAUGAAGCUGGAUAAACAGGAUUCGGAGAAGGGCAGUGUAGAUAGUUUGGAAAUAAACAAAAGUCUCGAUAUGCGUUCUAGCAGCAUUGGCAGUUUCGAAAUUUCAAAAGAUGCUACUACACGUUCGGACAUCGACUCGUUGGAAACUGACCGUAAACAACCUACCCGUGAGGAGAGCAUCGAUUCAAUGGAAAACGAGCAGUUCGAUCUAUUGGCAAGAUUUCCAACAGGCGAAACCACACUUGGCGAAGGUCUGACAACAACAACAACAACCACUACUACCACUACAGAUGCCGAGGGACAUGAACACAUCGUGACACAGACCAUCACUACAACCACAAGCGCAAGCGGCAGUGCAAAUUUAGAUUUCCCCUCGGGCCAACUUCACAAAGACAUAUCGGCAGACUCACUUUGCAUUGAACAAACUAAUACGAGCUCAGCCGGCACCACUGCAACUUAUCAGACCAGUGCUGGAAAUUCGCAAAUGUCAGGGAGUGUUACCAGUUGUGCAUCCAGUACACUCAUGGAGGACUCCUAUCCGGGUGCAAACUCUAGUCUAACAUCAUCUAGCUUUUGGUCACACGAAGAAUCAACGGUUGUGGAAGAUAAGAAUGUGUUGGAGGAAGUAUUGCUGGAAGAUGCUGAGGCACAAAUACGGCGUCAAGCUCAACAUCGACAAGAAUACGACGAUCAGCACUAGACGACGUGGAAGAUAGAAAACGAUAAUGCAAUUAGAAAUAAACGACACGCAUAAAUAUACAUAAUUAAGGGAUUACAAGCUUUUUAUACAUACAUCAGUGGUUAGAUUUAAUUAAAUAAACGCAAAUGCUUGCUUUAUUAUUGGUGAGCAGGCGAAAGUAAUGGCUUUGGGAUCUCGACAGAUACAUGAUUGUUACAUUCCCUACUGGAAAACAAGCUUUGCAUUUUAGUAUUAUCGGCGCAUCGAAAUUUAAGUAAUAUACACUGAUCUAUUAACUAAUUCCAGUCUACUUAGAACACAAGUUUAAGCGAAAACCACAAACGUUACUAAUGCCUAUUAUUCCACGCAUACUAACACAUAUUUGACAGUUUAAAAAAAUUGGGUUUAAGCGAUUCAUAAAAUGUACUUAUUAUAUUUAGUUAACUAAUAAAAAACAACAAAGGGACUCUUUAAGUGUACGUAUUAUCUGUUAAAUGUAUACAACUAUUUUCGUUACUUGGCUUUUAAUUGUCAAAACUAAAUGUGAAAUAAAAUUUAAUGAAAAAGCCCUUUAUUAUACAAUACAAACAUGUAUACUUGUUGCUAUUUUAACGGUGUGUAAUUUUUGGAUUCAUAUAUUAAUAUGGGACUUCAGCAAGAAGGAAUAAUUACAAACGAUGUAGAGUAUGUAAUUUUUUUUUAAACUUAUUUGAAUAUAUAAGUAUUUCAUAUGUAAUUUAGUUUAAGCUGCUUCAAUGGAAUACAUGCGUAAAAGUUUGCACAUGUAUGAUGCCUUAAUAAGAAGAAAAAUUAAUAAUAAAAAAAAAGCUUUUAAAGUGACUUUGUCUUUCUAAUUUUUUAAUCCAAAGAGGCAAAUAAAGCCUAAGCAUCUUACUAAUUUAAAUUUAAUAUAUACAUUAAAGUAAAUUAAGUACAAUAUUGAUGGUACAUAUAAAUGUAACAAUGCACACACAUACAUUCAUACAAACAUACCAAAAUGCAUGUAUUACCAAUUAUUAUAAUAUUAGUCAAACUUAUUGCAAAUUAAAUAUUAACGUAAAAUCCAUUUCCUAUCGAUGCAUGAGAGGACACCGCAUAUUUGUAAUGCAAGACACAUGCCUACGAUUAACCAAAUAAAUGCUUAAUCUAAUACAAACUA
This is a messenger RNA of Bactrocera oleae (olive fruit fly), 17357 nucleotides long. RefSeq names its product ankyrin-2. Lineage: Eukaryota; Metazoa; Arthropoda; Insecta; Diptera; Tephritidae. Gene Ontology annotation, molecular function: protein binding. The record is from RefSeq and is a predicted model, not a curated record. Gene Ontology annotation, biological process: signal transduction.